This is a messenger RNA of Closterium sp. Yama58-4, 1995 nucleotides long. The record is from the annotation of a GenBank genome assembly. NCBI's taxonomy places the organism in Eukaryota, Viridiplantae, Streptophyta, Zygnematophyceae, Desmidiales, Closteriaceae.
AUGUCCGCCAUUUCUCCCUCCCCUCCCCUCCCCGCAUACCAGCUCCCCAGGUCCGGCGGGGGAAUGCGCCAGCCCCCCACUGGGGGCGCCAUGGGGCGCACGCGGCCGGCCGGCGGAUACGACGCGCCCGACGACCCUUACCGAGGGGGGGGAGGCAUGGGCGGCUAUGACAUGGGACGACGCCCGGAUACAGUAGCGUCCCGGCAGGAGAUGGAGAGCAUCAAGCGCGAAUCAGCCAAGCUCAAGGACGAUCUGGAUGUACUGACAGAGGAGAAUGAGUUCCUGGUGGAUAAGCUGCGCAUGGCAGAAGAGGACCUCAAGGAGAAGCAGGCGCGCGUGCAGGAGCUGGAGAAGCAGGUGGCGAAGAUGGGAGAAGGGCUCAGUCUGGAGGCCCGCCUUCUCAACAAGAAAGAGGCAGUUCUCAAGCAGCGAGAGGCGAGUCUGAAGGAGAUGAAGGACAAGAGCAAGGACGUGAAGGAGGUGGAGAUCACCACGCUCAGGAUGGAACUCGAGUCUCAGAAAGAGGAGGCGGCAGCAGCGAUGGAGGAGGCGAGGCAGGCGAGCGAGGAGGUGAGGGCGCUGAGGAGCCUAACGGCGCGCAUUCUGCUGACGCCCGAGGAGAAGGAGGAGGUGGUGCUGAAACGCUGCUGGCUCGCCCGUUAUUGGGCCCUCGCCUCCCGCCAUGGCGUGCAUGCUGAGAUCGCCAGUUCCCGCAGCGACCACUGGCAGAAGUACUCGCCUCUGCCCUUCGAGGUGGUGAUAGACGCUGGCAGGAAGGCCCGGGAGGAGCCCGACGGUGGGGAGAAAGAGGACAAGCCGGCAGCGGUGGGCACGGAGAGCAACAUAGAGAGCAUGUUUCAGGUGGAGAAGGCGCUGAGAGACCUGGCGGCUCUCAAGGUGGAGGAGGGCGUGCUGCUCGCCAUGGCCCAGCACCGCCGCCCUGCUCUGCUCAAAGUGCACUCUGCGCCGUCAGCUGCUGAAGAGGGUCCAAGGAUGGUGGAGUCUAUGGAUCUGAGUGACGAGGAAGUUGAGGAUGUGAGGUUCAAGCAGAACUGGCUGGUGUACUGGUGGCGGCGAGCGCGCGACCACAAGGUGGAGCCAGACAUUGCAGCGGAGCGGCUGGCGUACUGGAUCUCCAGGAGCACUGUCAAGCCUACCGCACAUGAUGCUGUUGAUGGUAUCAUGGGAGAGAGGCGCAGGGACCACAAGGUGGAGCCGGACAUUGCAGCGGAGCGGCUGGCGUUCUGGAUCUCCCGCAGCACUGUGAAGCCGACAGCGCACGAUGCUGUGGAUGCAUUGUGCAGCCCAAAGGGGAUGAUGCGUGAAGGGUGGGCUGGGCUGUAUGGCUGUGCUGGUUAUGCUGGCUGUGCUGGUUAUGCUGGUUAUGCUGGUUAUGCUGGCUGUGCUGGUUAUGCUGGUUGUGCUGGUUAUGCUGGCUGUGCUGGUUAUGCUGGUUGUGCUGGUUAUGCUGGCUGUGCUGGUUAUGCUGGUUGUGCUGGUUAUGCUGGCUGUGCUGGUUAUGCUGGUUGUGCUGGUUAUGCUGGCUGUGCUGGUUAUGCUGGUUAUGCUGGUUAUGCUGGCUGUGCUGGUUAUGCUGGUUGUGCUGGUUAUGCUGGCUGUGCUGGUUAUGCUGGUUGUGCUGGUUAUGCUGGCUGUGCUGGUUAUGCUGGUUGUGCUGGUUAUGCUGGCUGUGCUGGUUGUGCUGGUUGUGCUGGUUAUGCUGGCUGUGCUGGUUAUGCUGGUUAUGCUGGUUAUGCUGGCUGUGCUGGUUAUGCUGGUUAUGCUGGUUAUGCUGGCUGUGCUGGUUAUGCUGGUUAUGCUGGUUAUGCUGGCUGUGCUGGUUAUGCUGGUUAUGCUGGCUGUGCUGGUUAUGCUGGUUAUGCUGGCUGUGCUGGUUAUGCUGGUUAUGCUGGCUGUGCUGGUUAUGCUGGCUGUGCUGGUUAUGCUGGCUGUACUGGUUAUGCUGGUUGCGCUGUAAGUGAGUCAAGGGGCUAG